This is a messenger RNA of Fragaria vesca subsp. vesca, 1942 nucleotides long. RefSeq names its product probable nitrite transporter At1g68570-like. Bases 26 to 1768 code for a protein of 580 amino acids. Gene Ontology annotation, cellular component: plasma membrane. Lineage: Eukaryota; Viridiplantae; Streptophyta; Magnoliopsida; Rosales; Rosaceae. Gene Ontology annotation, molecular function: transmembrane transporter activity. The record is from RefSeq and is a predicted model, not a curated record. Gene Ontology annotation, biological process: transmembrane transport. The transcript has 4 exons.
GCAGUACGUAGGAAACCUUAAUUAUAUGGAAAAGAUGGAGAAAGAUAAUCAUGUCCAUGUUACAAGGAAAAAAGGAGGCUUGCGCACCAUGCCAUUCAUCUUUGCUAAUGAGAUUUGUGAGAAGUUGGCUGUGGUGGGAUUCAAUGCAAACAUGGUGAGCUACUUGACAUCCCAGAUGCAUAUGCCGUUAACACAAGCAGCCAACACCGUCACCAACUUCGGCGGCACCGCUAGCUUGACCCCUUUACUCGGUGCUUUCAUGGCCGAUGCUUACGCCGGACGCUUCUGGACUAUAACAAUUGCCUCCAUUAUUUACACCGUUGGAAUGAUAAGCUUGACAGUGUCGGCAGUGCUUCCAAAACUGAGGCCUCCCCCAUGUGACUACAACCAAGUGUGCCAAGAAGCCGACGGCGGACAGCUUGCAAUCCUAUACAUCUCUCUCUUACUAGGAGCUCUCGGCUCCGGCGGAAUCCGACCCUGCGUGGUGGCAUUCGGGGCGGACCAGUUUGACGAGAGUGAUCCAAAGCAAAACACCAAGACAUGGAGCUACUUCAACUGGUACUAUUUUGUGAUGGGGUUCUCCAUACUAAUUGCUGUGACAGUGCUUGUGUACAUCCAGGACAAUAUCGGAUGGGGCUGGGGGCUUGGAAUUCCAACUAUAGCUAUGUUCCUUUCGGUUGUUACAUUUUUGAUUGGGUACCCUCUUUAUCGGAACUUGGAUCCGGCCGGGAGUCCGUUUACCCGGUUGAUACAAGUGAUUGUGGCUGCUUACAAGAAGAGACAGAUACCUAUGGUUUCUGAUCCUGGCUUGCUGUAUCAGAAUGAUGAACUUGACGCUCCUAUUUCUAUGGGUGGCAAGCUUCUCCAUACCAAGCAUAUGCAAUUUUUUGACAAGGCAGCCAUUGUGGUAGAUCAAGACGAAGUUAAGUCACCCAACUUAUGGAGGAUCAGCACCGUCCAUCGCGUCGAAGAACUGAAAUCUGUGAUCAGAAUGGGACCGAUAUGGGCAUCAGGCAUACUCCUAAUCACAGCCUAUUCCCAACAAAGCACUUUCUCACUCAGCCAAGCAAAAACCAUGAACAGACACCUCACAAAGUCCUUUGAAAUCCCAGCGGCCUCCAUGUCAGUGUUCACCAUGGUCCCUAUGCUCUUAACAAUCGCAUUCUACGACCGAGUUUUCAUACCCCUAGCCAGAAAGGUGACAGGUUUGGACAGGGGGAUCACAUUCCUACACAGAAUGGGAAUCGGAUUCGUCAUUUCCGUAUUGGCUACUUUCGUCGCUGGAUUCGUAGAGUUGAAGCGAAAGAAGGCAGCAGUGGAUCAUGGUCUUGUGAAUCAAUCACAAUCCAUAAUCCCCAUUUCAGUGUUUUGGCUUGUGCCUCAAUACAGCCUUCAUGGGAUGGCUGAAGCUUUCAUGUCUAUCGGGCACCUCGAGUUUUUCUACGACCAGGCACCAGAGAGCAUGAGGAGCACUGCUGCCGCACUGUUUUGGACUGCGAUAUCUGCCGGGAAUUAUUUGAGCACCCUCUUGGUUUCCUUGGUGCACAAGUUUAGUGCCGGGACUAAUGGAUCCAACUGGCUACCGGAUAAUAAUUUGAACAAGGGGAAGUUGGAAAACUUUUACUGGUUGAUCACCUUGUUACAAGUUGCUAAUCUGAUUUACUACCUUUGGUGCGCUAAAAUAUAUACGUUUAAGCCGAUUCAGGUGAAAGGGAAAGAUGAAGCUGAGUCUGAAGGAAAGGGUGUGGAGCUUGCUAAUCGGGUUUAGAAUUUUAGAGGGAUUAUCAAUUAGACGUAGGUUAGUCGUAUAGUUUAAUGGUUGGUACUUAGCCUACAGCAACCAAUGAGAAUAUUGUGUACUUCGAAUAAUGCAACCCUUUGUACGUAUGAAAAUUAUGUGUUGGCCAAUAUAUAUGGAACUGCAAAACAUUUCAUCUUUUAA